CGGCCGCCGUCGCUGCCUUGCCGGCUUCGUGCGUCCAGCGGAUCUCUCGCCAGGAUGGUUGGGGGGAUUCCCGCCAAGGGGCUGCACGGGGCCGUCAGGCCGGCCUAUGAGGGGAAGUUCGUCGACCGCUUCCCCGAGCUCCCCGCAGCUGGAGUACUGAUGCCAGUUGGAGAUACAGCUGCCUCUUGUCUGACAGAAAUCUUACCCCAGCCAAUUACUCCACCUGUUGUAAAAAAGUUUCGAAAUACUAGCAACCCUCUGACUGGUAGAGAGAGAAUAUUUUAUGGGCGAGCAAAUGAUCCUGAUAUUGCAUCACAUUUGACACACGGUAUAAAAACUAUCACCUCAGAGAGUGUAGCUUCACUGGCAAAUCCACCUCCCAAAACGUGCUUUCAACAAAAACUGAAAGAGAAGAAAGAAAGCAUUUAUUUAAGCAGUCAUGAGGCUCCCCUUGGGAAAUCCCAUGAUCAGUCAUUAAGAUUACCUAAAGGACUGGAUGUCACUAACACUCGAUUUGGAGUAGCAACUCUCAGAGAGGGUCCUGGUGGAGAGGUUAUAAAUCCACCAAAGACAUUUGAUGAAGUCCAGAGUGAAGCACAAAAAGGACAUGAAUUAUAUGUUUUAACACACAAUGAUUAUUAUGUUGGGGAGUCAGUGAAUAGAAAAUACAACCCAUCUACAUUCAACAGAUUUAAUCUUUAUGGAAAAGAAACACCCCACUUUAAUGAUGGACGAAAUGUCGCUAGAACGUUUCGCUGGCUCCAUGAUCUACAGAUGAAGAAAUCAGCAAAAAUAGUGUCUAAACUAAGUGACGAUUUCAAGGAAAAGUUUCAGCCUCAGCUUGGAAAAGUCCUUGAUCCCAUAGCAGAUACCCUCAAUGUUCCUCCAGACCACACAUUUGGAGUGCUAGCUCGUCCUGAAGAAUAUGGUGUUGGGGACCUUCUUCAUUAUAGGCUUCCUAGUGAAUACCUUCGUGGUAAAGACAGAGAGCGGGCUGUCUUUACUGCAGUUCGACAGGAUCUGAAGAAAGCUAAUUACCACAAUUUUGAAACAUUAUUACAAGCAUUCAGGCAUUACGAUAAGGAUGGUGAUCGGAAAAUAAACAGGGAAGACCUGAAAAAGGCCUGUUUUCAACUUAACCUGAACCUGGAUGAAGAGCUCUUGGAUGCUUUAUUCAACUACUGUGAUUUAGAUAAAGAUGGUUUUAUAAACUAUCUGGAGUUUGUGAAUUUCCUUAACUGGAAAGACAAAACAUCUCUUAAUGAGUAUGAAGAAAAAAUAAUUACAAAAGGCAAAAGGCCAGGUCCCUUUGAUCUCAUUCCACUAGACAAUGCAGAAGUCCAACUAGAUGAAGAUGCUGUGUUAAAGCAGGAAGACAUUGUGUUAAAAGAACCUGGAAGUUUAGAAAGGACACCCAGAACACUUUCAAGACCAACAGAUCGUGUAUUUUCUGACUAUCGUACAACUUCCUCUCAAUAUAAUGCAGUUGUAGGAGGCGUUCCCUCAUCAGCUUAUCCACUAUGUGGUGUUGCAACCAUUCGUGCGGAUAUUCCUGCUCCUCGAGUCCGUCGCAUCAGUGACAACACUAAUUAUGGUGAUCAAGCCACAACUUAUGCACUGUUAUACCCCUCUAUUUACAGCAAUAAAGGAGUGUAUGAAAAAGACAUCUUCAAAACAAGAUCAAAAGAAGAGAUUGCACGCAUUUUGCGUAACAUUGGUGUCCAACUUUCGGAUGAAAGCUUUGAUGAAAUAUGGAAGCAGGCCUCCCUGAAAGAUCAUAGAGGAGAAGUCUGUGUGGAAUCCAUCAGAAAUGUAUUGGAUGAGAUGCAGGCAGCAUACAUAAAAAGCAGAUCAUGAUGCUUCCCUCAGUUCUCUAAUAUUUAUUUAAUUUCACGAGCAAUCCCAAGUGGCAUGUAGUUCUGCUAUAUGAAUUCUCCUAUUUUAUGCCUUUUUUAAAAAAAUAAGAACGAAUGAUGUGUAUACAUACGUUUAUUUACUGGAAAUAAUAGACCUUUUCAAUAUUGAAUCAGAAAUGUAUUUUCAAUAUAUUAAAAAAGUUAAGCAUCCAGAAUGAGAAA
Messenger RNA from Varanus komodoensis (Komodo dragon), 2078 nucleotides. It is a transcript of the gene EFHB, whose product is annotated as EF-hand domain family member B. Bases 55 to 1857 code for a protein of 600 amino acids. Gene Ontology annotation, molecular function: calcium ion binding. The record is from RefSeq and is a predicted model, not a curated record. Lineage: Eukaryota; Metazoa; Chordata; Lepidosauria; Squamata; Varanidae. The transcript is spliced from 13 exons.